AUAUGAUACAGUAUCUUAAAGGAACAAAAAAAAAACAAUAUUUACCCCCAUUUUAAAUGUUUUUUUAAAGAGGAAAAUAAGGACAGUUUGGCUGUAGCACACUUCACUUGUGAUAAUGUAGAAAUGUUGCAGGCACUCAAAAUGACCAGCACACAUGUGAUCAUUGGUAUCAAAGAGCUCUCCCUUUUUGGGCUCAUAAAAACAAUCAUAUUCCCUGACUAUUCUGUUCAGUCCCAAGUGUUGCUUUUUCUCCGACCAAUAUCUAUUAGACAGAGAGAGAAAAUACUGGAUGUCCAUUUGCUUCCAGUGACCGUUCCUGUGUCAGAGGUCCAGAGCCAACACAAAGAAAAUACAUACUUUAAAACCACGUCCACCUGUUACCUAGUUCACAGGAGAGAAUAUACCCUAUGUUGUCAACCAGAGGGAUUUGAAGUGCAGCCACAGGGCCACGUGUUUGAGUGCAAUUUUGGUCCAAACUAUCAUCCUACAUUUGAAGUGUUUAUGGAUGUUGAGACUGAGGAGUUCAAAAUGGGGGUUAUGGAUAUAUUUGAAGAAAAGGAAGUGUGGACAACACGUCGAAUCAUUCUUACAGACAUACAGUUGUUUGAAAAUUUUAACUUUAGUUCUGUUUGCAACUUAGAAUUUGUAGACAAUCACAGAGAAGAUCUAAUUGCAAGAGUGACUUCAGUGAUGCCAGUAGCUGAUGGUCUGAGAGGCAAACACAUGAUCCCUCCUGAAAUGUACAGUGACAUUGAUGAUGCAAGAUCACGGCAGACAAAAAUGAGGCUCUUGUUCAACGUUCUUGAUUCAGGAGGACCUGCUGUAAAAGCAGAAUUCUACAGACUACUGAAGGACAAAGAAGCAUGCUUAGUGCAGGACCUGGAGUCUGGAUGUUGACUACAGGUCUCAUUCCUGCUUCUGACAGUUAAGAGCUGUGGGGUCUUCAUGCCAUAAACAUGUGUUAUUUACUCCUAUCUUGCAGUGACUAUCCAAAAGUCUUAAUGAAAUCCACUAGACCUCAAUUUGUAGACCUUCUAGACCUCAAAAGUUUUGUACAAUCAUGAGAUGGACAGUAUGAUUUACAAGUGCACAGCUAUGGACUCCAGAGACAAUACUGUUAUUAAUAAAGCUGUUUCUCAUUUGAAUGUUACUUAUAGCGAUGAUGACUCCUUUGAAGCAUGGUAUAUGGUGCUCAUGGUGCAGUGUUGCCAUGUUCAUUAUUAAUACGCGCUUUUAUGCUUGUUGUUUGCAGGGGCAGAGCCAGGGGAUGGCCAAUGGUGGCCAAGGCCACCAUAAAUUAAUCUUUGGCCACCCCCCCGGCCCUCCCUACCGGCAACUUUUUUGCGGAACCAUUUCUGUACACAGUUGUUCCCAUAUGGACGCAUUUCAACAGCGCACCUCAAACAAGUACUUCUCCACGCAAAAUGAAGGUGGCAGUAAUACACUCAACUUGAAUUUCAACCACCGACACAAUUACAAAAGAAGAAGAAGUAGUGUUGUUGUUGUUCGCGAGUGCUCCAACGGACUUUGCGCGUGCAGUCGGAGGACUGUCUGUUUCCCGCCGCAAGAGAAGAGGUCACAGGUAAGUUAACAAGAAGAAUUAAGUUUAUUCACUAUGUUUGAAAUGUUUCUUGUCUUAAUGUAUGUAUAUUAUGGCUGGCGUGCUGAAGUUGAAACAGACAUGGUAAAGUUUGCUAAGUUAAUUUAGGUUGUUAACUUAGCAGUAUGAAAGUCACAAGUUUCACUGUGUCAGUGUCAUUUAAAAGAGCGUUGUAGAAGGCCAUUAAAAGUAAAGUCAACUUUCAGUGCUGAUUUUGCUUAUUGGUGGUGGUCUGUCUGUGUCAUAUCCUUGAAAGGGAAUUAAAAUGUUUUGUUGGCAGCCAAAUGAUAAUAUGCAAAGUAUUGCAAAGGAAUAUUUUUGAAAUGCUUGCCCAUAAUGUUAAGGUUACUAUAUUUUGGUUUUUCUGUGAUAUUGUAAUGUUUGUUUGAUAAAAGUGCAUUCUGGUAUAUUCUUAUGUCGUGUAAAUUGUCAUUAUGGUGUGAGCUUUAUCACCAAUUAAAAAGACACCACCUUCUGCAAUGCCACACUGUUUCAGAUC
Molecule: messenger RNA, 2099 nt
Organism: Triplophysa rosa
Lineage: Eukaryota; Metazoa; Chordata; Actinopteri; Cypriniformes; Nemacheilidae
Exons: 4
Coding region: 124-897 (257 amino acids)
Biological process (GO): innate immune response; inflammatory response; regulation of apoptotic process
Source: RefSeq, a predicted model, not a curated record